Molecule: messenger RNA, 1641 nt
Organism: Apiotrichum porosum
Lineage: Eukaryota; Fungi; Basidiomycota; Tremellomycetes; Trichosporonales; Trichosporonaceae
Exons: 6
Coding region: 1-1641 (546 amino acids)
Biological process (GO): carbohydrate metabolic process
Molecular function (GO): hydrolase activity, hydrolyzing O-glycosyl compounds
Source: RefSeq, a predicted model, not a curated record
AUGUCGGUCACAAACACCAUUCGCAACCCCAUCCUCCCGGGCUUCAACCCUGACCCGUCCAUCUGCCAUGUGCCCGGCGUGGGCUACUUUGUCGCGACCAGCACGUUCGAGUACUUUCCCGCGUUGCCAGUGUACCACAGCACCGACCUCGUCGAGUGGAAGUUGAUCGGACAUGCCCUCAACCGCCGCUCUCAAGGCGUGGAUAUGCAGACGGUCGAGACGAGCGCGGGCAUGUGGGCGCCCACGUUCAGGUAUCACAAGGGCAGGUGGUACAUGAUCUGCUCGUGCUUCUGGCGCUUCCGCAUGCAGGAUAAUGGCGUGGGCGACUUUAUCCCUUCUGGCUUUUACGUUUCUACAGACGACAUCUUUGACGACUCGAAGUGGAGCGAGGCCGUCUACUUUGAGGAGAUUGGGUUUGACCAGGAUCUCUUCUUUGACGACGACGACCGCGUCUACCAGACUGUCACCCGCUUUGACUGGGGUGCCGGACUGAACGAGCACGGCCACCCCAAGAUCGAGUCGUUCAUCAACGAAAUCGACCUCGCAACGGGAACCUCUCUCUCCGAGCCCGUCCUCGUCAGCGCCUCGCCCUCGGGAGUCGCCGAGGGGUGUCACUUGCUCAAGCGCGAUGGGUGGUACUAUCUCUUUGUCGCCGAGGGCGGCACCGCCGACGGACACAGCGAGUGCGUGUACCGCUCCCGCUCGCCUACGGGUCCCUUCGACUCGCCGCCCGAGGGCAUCAACCCGGUCGUGUUCAACGACAAGGACCCCUACAUCCAGAACACGGGACACAUGGACCUCGUGCCGAUUGACGGCAAGGACGAUGGCCGCUGGGUCGCCGUCUUCCUCGGCGUCAGGCCCGUGUUCAAGGCCGAGAUGACCAAGGAGGGCGGCACGGGCAUGCCCUCCCACCUCGGGCGCGAGAGCUACAUGGCCCCCGUCGAGUGGGCCAAGGACGGCUGGCCGGUGCUGAACGGCGGCAAGCCCGUCGAGAUUAUCCAAAAGUUUGAGGGCCUCAGCCUGCGGCCAGAGGCCAAGGGCUGGGAGGAGACCUUUGAGAACGGCAAGCUCAGCCUCGGAUGGUACACUGUCCGCUGCCCGCUCCGCCAGUUCUGGGACCUCGCCGAGCGUCCUGGCUCUAUCGGUCUCCGUGGCCAGCCGACCACCCUGGAGGUCGAGCACGUCCCCGCCAUGCUCCUGCGCAAGCAGACCGAGUUCAACCUGGACUGGAGCACCGUCAUGGAGUUUGCACCGCACCGCCCCGCUCAGGAGGCCGGUACCGUCGUGUGGAUGACCCGCACGGAGCAUGCCGUUCUUGGACUGAGGGGCACCGCCGACGGCGGCGCCGAGGUCGUGUUCAAGAAGCCUGUCGACGGCAAGUUUGAGACCACGACGUUCCCGUUCACCGCCGAGCCCAACACGCCCAUCACCUUCUCUGUGCGCGCGCGUACCAAGAGCUACGAGUUUGCCUACCAGAUCGGUUCUGGCGCCGAGGUCGUCGCGGGCAGCAUGGCUACCAAUGCCCUCAAGCCGCUGUUCACCGGCGCCCAUCUGGGCGUGUAUGCCCAGGGAGCCAAGCAGGUGCCGUGUCUCAAGCCGGCGUACUUCAAGCACAUCAAGUGGGAGCGUGUGGAGGCUUAG